This is a messenger RNA of Effrenium voratum, 1217 nucleotides long. NCBI's taxonomy places the organism in Eukaryota, Dinophyceae, Suessiales, Symbiodiniaceae. The record is from the annotation of a GenBank genome assembly.
CGCACACAUAUCGCUUUGUGCAACCCCCGACUCAUUCCGACCAUUUGAUGUCGGUCGCUGCAGAAGAGCUGCGGUUCCGCGGCAAGGAGCCGGAGACAAGACGCGAAGACCCCGGCCGGGCAAAACUCGGCUCGCCGGCCAGCUCCGACUUCCAGAAGACGGAGUCCGGGCUCCAGUACAAGGUGCUAAAAAGCAAUCCUUCUGGGGAGAGGCCCUUGCCCGAGACAGCCUGCAGGUGUCACUAUCGCGGCACCCUGGCAGAUGGCACCGAGUUCGACAGCUCGUACGACCGGCAGCCAGUGAUAUUCAGGCCCACCCAGGUGGUGCCUGGCUGGUCAGAAGCCUUGCAGAUGAUGCGCCAGGGCGAGAAGUGGGAGAUCAUCCUACCGAGCAACCUGGCCUAUGGUGAUAGAGGUGUGGGGCCCAUUCCUCCGGGAGCAACCUUGUUCUUCGAGCUGGAGCUGUUGGAGGUGAAUGCUGACACAGGCGGUUCCUUCAUGUCGAUGAUGAGCCUCGGUGGGCUGUUGGCGCUUGGCUUCAUCGGCUUUCUGGUGAUUUGGCUCACCGGGAGCAAGGGCCUCCCCGUGGGCCCGGUGGUGCCCUUACAGCAGGUGACUCACGCCAAGGCCAACCCCCAUGUCUUCCUUGAUGUGGAGGCCGGAGGCAAGUUCUUGGGCCGGAUUGAGCUGGAGCUCUUCCAAGAGGUGGCGCCGAUGGCGGUGGAGAAUUUUCGUGCCCUUUGCACUGGCGAGAAAGGCCCAGGCAUCGCGGACCACCCGCGGCACCUCAAGGGCUCGCCCUUCCACAGGAUUAUUCCUGGAUUCAUGGCGCAGGGUGGGGACAUCACCCACGGCAAUGGCAGAGGAGGAGAGAGCAUCUACGGCAAGACCUUCCGGGAUGAGUGGGAGCACGGUAUCGUGCAUCACACGGAGCCCGGGCUCCUAUCCAUGGCCAAUCGCGGCCGCAACACCAACGGCUCGCAGUUCUUCAUCACCCUGGCGCCGGCACCCUGGCUGGACAACAAGCACGUGGUCUUCGGCCGAGUUCUGUAUGGAAUGGACGUUGUCCGGGCCAUGGAGAAGCGUGGUUCCAGGAGCGGCACGCCCAGUGAGGAGAUCCGCAUCGUGGAUAGCGGCGAGCUAGGCAUGGACGGCAAAGCCAAGGCGCCAGAAAAGCCCAGUGAGCCAAGUGAGCCCAGUACUUCGCUUCCGUGAGAC